AUGGACUUCCAGGUUGGGCUUAUGGACAUUGACAUCUGUGGCCCAAGCAUCCCUAAGAUGCUUGGCCUAGAAGGUCAAGAAAUUCACCAAAGCAACCUUGGCUGGUCUCCUGUCUAUGUUGAGUCAAACCUUGGGGUCAUGUCUAUUGGAUUCAUGCUUCCGAACCCAGAUGAAGCUGUCAUAUGGAGAGGCCCCCGCAAAAAUGGGCUUAUCAAACAAUUUCUGAAGGAUCUUGAUUUUCUAGUGAUUGAUGCCCCACCUGGGACUUCUGAUGAGCACAUCUCAAUUGUCCAAUUCCUCCUGGCUACCGGAAUAGAUGGUGCAAUUAUUGUCACGACUCCACAACAAGUCUCUUUAAUUGAUGUGCGAAAAGAAGUGAGUUUCUGCAAGAAAGUUGGAGUAGAGGUUCUCGGGGUUGUUGAGAACAUGAGUGGCUUGUGCCAGCGACUGACAGAUUUUAGGUUUGUGAAGUUGACAGAGAAUGGUGAACAGAAUGAUAUUACAGAAAGAAUUUUAGGGUAUAUGAGAGAGAAAGCUCCUGAAAUGCUAGACUUGAUUGCCUGCAGUGAAGUAUUUGAUAGCAGCGGUGGUGGUGCAACCCAAAUGUGCGAGGAGAUGGGAGUACCUUUUCUUGGGAAGGUACCAUUGGAUCCACAUCUUUGCAAGGCUGCUGAAGAAGGUAGAUCCUGCUUUGCAGAUCAGAAGUGUGGGGUAAGUGCGCCUGUAUUGAAGAGUAUAAUAGAGAAAUUACUGGUGACAAAUCAGUGGCGUGAAGAACUGAUGCAGAUGAGAGAGUAG
Molecule: messenger RNA, 798 nt
Organism: Dovyalis caffra
Lineage: Eukaryota; Viridiplantae; Streptophyta; Magnoliopsida; Malpighiales; Salicaceae
Source: the annotation of a GenBank genome assembly